Mandrillus leucophaeus (drill) is the source of this 2813-nucleotide messenger RNA. RefSeq names its product apolipoprotein B mRNA editing enzyme, catalytic polypeptide-like 3C (gene APOBEC3C). NCBI's taxonomy places the organism in Eukaryota, Metazoa, Chordata, Mammalia, Primates, Cercopithecidae. Gene Ontology annotation, cellular component: P-body; nucleus; cytoplasm. Gene Ontology annotation, molecular function: cytidine deaminase activity; RNA binding; zinc ion binding. The transcript is spliced from 4 exons. The coding region runs from base 280 to 852 and encodes 190 amino acids. The record is from RefSeq and is a predicted model, not a curated record. Gene Ontology annotation, biological process: DNA cytosine deamination; defense response to virus; cytidine to uridine editing.
AGAUAAAGACAGAGCAGCCUGUCUUUGUCUGAGGUUCCUCUGCCAGUGGGAGGGGCCAGAAGAAAACCAGAAAGAGGGCCAGAGUCAGAGAAACGUAAAGCACCCCAGGGUCUCCCACACCAGUGCCUGAGCAGGAACGGGGAGGGGCCAUGACUCACAAGGCCCUGGGAGGUCACUUUAAAGAGGGCUGCCCAACUGCAGGGACUCUGUAAACGGGAAGAGAAGCCACAGCACUUCAGAAAAGAGUGGGACUGGACAAGCGUAUCUAAGAGGCUGAACAUGAAUCCACAGAUCAGAAACCCGAUGAAGGCAAUGGAUCCAGGCACAUUCUACUUCCAAUUUAAAAACCUAUGGGAAGCCAACAAUCGGAACGAAACCUGGCUGUGCUUCACCGUGCAAGUUAUAAAGCAUCACUCAACUGUCUCCUGGGAGAGGGGCGUCUUCCAAAACCAGGUCGAUCUUGAGACCCAUUGUCAUGCAGAAAGGUGCUUCCUCUCUUGGUUCUGCGAGGACAUACUGUCUCCUAACACAGACUACCGGGUCACCUGGUACACAUCUUGGAGCCCUUGUCCAGAGUGUGCCAGGGAGGUGGCCAAGUUCCUGGCCAGGCACAACAAUGUGAUGCUCACCAUCUAUACCGCCCGCCUCUACUACUCCCAGUAUCCGAAUUACCAGCAGGGGCUCCGCAGGCUGAGUGAGGAAGGGGUCUCUGUGGAGAUUAUGGACUACGAAGAUUUUAAAUAUUGUUGGGAAAACUUUGUGUACGAUGAUGGUAAGCCGUUCAAGCCUUGGAAGGGACUAAAAACCAACUUUCGAUUUCUGAAAAGACGCCUACAGGAGAUUCUCGAGUGAGGGGUCUCCCCGGGCCUCAUGGUCUGUCUCCUCUAGCCUCCUGCUCAUGCUGCGCAGGCCUCCCCUCCACCCUGGACCAGCUCUGUUUCUGCCUGGUCAUCCUGAGCCCCUCCUGCCCUCAGGGCCAUUCCACAGUGCUCCCCUGCCUCACCACCUCCUCCCCGCUCUCCCAGGCUCUUCCUUCAGAGGCCCCUUUCUGCCUCCAUGGCUACCCAUCCACCCCCUCAGACCCCAUUCCUCCAGCCUGCGUGCCCCUAACCUGGCUCUUCCCAUCUCCCCAGCAUAACCAAAUCUUACUAAACUCAACCUAGGCUGGGCAUGGUGACUCACGCCUGUAAUCCCCCAGCACUUUGGGAGGCAAAGGUGGGAGAAUCACUUGAGCCCAGGAGUUCGAGACCAGCCUGGGCCACAGGACAAAGCCCCAUCUCUACAAAAAAAAAAAAAAAAAAGCUAGAUGUGGUGGCAUGCACCUGUAGUCCAAGCUACUUGGAAGGCUGAAGUGGGAGGAUUACUUGAGCCCUGGAGGUGGAGGCUGGAGUGAACAGAGAUCGCACCACUGAACUCUGGUCUGGGCAGAGUAGAUCGAGACCCUGCCUGAAAAUAAAUCAAUAAAUAAACUCACCCUAAAUGGGUGUGAAUAUAUGUAAAUUUAAUACCAGAAGUUUUGAGAAACAUCCUUUGUAAAUUUCAUCCUACGAAUUGGGUCAUUCAUGUCCUACCCAGCUAAAACAGAGGCCAGGAGCCAGGGAGGAAAAGCAGUCAGGCCACACGCCUUUGCUCCCGAAAUGGACUUCUCUGCAAGCCUGACUCCUGAAACUGUGCGUUUACCCUGAAACCAGCUUUAUCCAUAGCUUCUGCGAUAAAUGGCUGUAAGUCGUGGACUCCUUGCUCCAAAAGCAGCGACUCAGCAAUGGAACCUCCCAGCUCCCAACGCUUCCUAGUGCCCACGGGCUUUCCCAAAGGGCAAGAGAACGUUUCUCCUCCUAUAAUUGCCAUCUCUUUGUUCUCCCGACAUGGUGAACACCACCCGGACUGCGGGUAUGUCCCAAAUUACAAUUCUUUCUUUGCUAAUGAAAUAUGAAAUUUAGAGGCUCUUCUCCACACUUUAAAUUUGACUUGACAUUUUCAAGGCAGAUGUAAGUUAUUAGAGAAUGAGACUCUAUAAAAAUGACCCCUUCAUGCCGUGGCCUCCAUAGAAGAUGCCCCGGGCCAGGUGUCCACACGGCAGGCAUUUAUUUUCUCGCAGAUCUGGAGGCUGCAGGUCCAAGUUCGAGGGUUGGGUGGAGUUGUUUUCUCUGAGGUCAGUUCUCCUGGCUGGCAGGGAGUCGCUUCCAGCCAUGUCCUCUCUCGCUUUUCCUCUAUGCACCUGCACCUCUGGGGUCUCUCUGCCUCCAAAUAUCAAAUAUCAACCUUUUUUUUUUCUUUGAGACAGAGUUUUGCUCUUGUUGUCCAGGCUGGAGUGCAAUGGCACGAUCUCGGCUCACUGCAACCUCUGCCUCCCGAGUUCAAGUGAUUCUUCUGCUUCAGCCUCCCAAGUACCUGGGACUAAAGGCAUGCGUCACCACACCUGAUUAAUUUUGUAAUUUUAGUAGAGAAGGGAUCUCACCAUGUUGGCCAUGCUUGCUCUCGAACUCCUGGCCUCAGGUGAUCUGCCUGUCUUGGCCUCCCCAAGUGCUGGGAUUACAGGUGUGAGCCACUGUGCCCGCCUGGGAUCAUAUGUUACAUGCAUAUUUGUUUGAUAAGCCUGGACUGCAACCACCUACAUGAAUAUUCAUAGCUCCUCCUGUAGCCUGUUGAAUAUGUAUGUUUAGCCAACCCCUUCAGCAUCAAGCUCCUGCCCCAACCCCUCCUGCUUCUAAAUGUCUGUAUCUGGUGUUUCCCAGAGGCUGCUUUUCCCAGGCUGUAGGAUGGCCACCUUGCAGGCUAUCACGCUUAUCAAGAAAUAAAGUGUUCUUUGCAAA